Lobosporangium transversale is the source of this 2775-nucleotide messenger RNA. RefSeq lists its product as hypothetical. The record is from RefSeq and is a predicted model, not a curated record. NCBI's taxonomy places the organism in Eukaryota, Fungi, Mortierellomycota, Mortierellomycetes, Mortierellales, Mortierellaceae. Bases 265 to 2724 code for a protein of 819 amino acids. The transcript has a single exon.
AUUCAAUCUUAGAUCAUUCCUUCACUCUUCAUUCUUAUUCUCAUUCAUUUCUUUCGCUCAUCGCUUCUUCUUUUUUAAUCUCAUUUCACAUUCUCUUUAGUCAUCAACUUUCCCUUUUUCACUUUUGUCGACACUCGUUCCUCUCUUUCUCUCUCCUCUCUCUCAUUGGUACCAUAUCCAUAUCCAACUCUGUAUCCAUAUCUCCAUAUUCAAAUAUCUCUUUCUUCCUUGUCUCUCACAUCCGUAUAUAACGUCUCUUUACUGAUGCCUCCGGAUAGCACACCGCUCUCCUCUCACUCACAUUUACAUUCUCGCUCUUGCUCUCGCUCCUCUACUCUUCUUACCUCCUUUCACCCCUCUUAUAUUCUUCCAUCUUCAUCAUUGCUCUUUUCACAGCCUUCAACGCUUCCUCUGCGGCGGAGGAGGCGGCUGCAGCUGCAGCGAUCACCCCAUCGUUCACAUCGUCAUUUUUUUUCAACUCUAUCAACUUUAUCACUAUCACUUUUAUUCUUCUUGUCUCCCACUAUUGUGCAUCCUAUAGACGCAGUGUCAUGUUUAUAUCCCAACGACAGUACCACUGUGCAGCCUGGCACAACAGUCCCGAUUGCAUGGCAGGUCUCUGCCGACGAUGUCCAGCUGUAUGACACACUUUCUGCAGAGUUACUCUGCAGGGAUUACAUUGGACCCAAUGGGGGUAAAUGGCGAUCUAUCGCUACCUUAUUCACUGGCCGUGGUCUCAAUCCUCCCGCAGACCAGUUCAGUUUCCGGUUCCCUGACUGUGGACCAUAUGCGACCGUGGGAUCAAUCCAAUUUAUAGGCCACAUGUCUAAGGCAGGCCUACAGGUCAUACAGGAGGAUUCGUGCAAUUUUGAGAUCCAGUCUGCCCUAUUGCCAUACGCUGCACCUCUACCCAAAUCGCCUCCCGAUGCAGAACCCACAACCACCACAUCUACCCCAACUUUGUCUACUGAAACAGAGACCCCCCUUCCUUCUUCCCCCUCAAGUUCAUCCGUCCCAUAUCCUAUCCGUGCCCCCAGGAUGCCGCCGUCCCAGACCCAGACUCAGACUCAACCAGCUCCCAGCCCUUCUUCUACUCAAGGCUUCAGCCCUGCUCCACUCAUAGGCAUUGGCAAGCCAGCAACCACCACGACACCAGAUAGCAUAAGCCUCGAUCCCUUCAUUAUCUUUCCCACAACUCCAUCAACAAUCUUUAAACCCUCGCCAUUUAAUCCUAUCACCGUCCAGCCAACGACUACAUCAGAACAAGGUUAUAGAACUAUUGACACUCAAACCCGAAAUCCCAUCACCAGUGCUACUGGUGAUCCAACAGUCACAAGCGACACUUCAACUCCAAAACUGACUCCUGAUCCCGGAGCAGGUGAUGAAAAUAAUGGUGGAGACGUCAUGGAAGGAGGGGAAGGAGGAAAAGGGAGUGUUGGAGGAGGAAAUGGAGGCGAAGCUGGCACAGGUACAUCGAAUAUGCCAGAAAGACCCAAUAGCGACUCUGGAAGAGAUAGAUCAAACAUGGCAAUAAUUGGGGCUGCGCUAGGAGGCGUUGGUGCAAUCGCUUGUAUUGCUAUUGUAGUGGCCUCUUUGGUGAUCAUUCGCCGAAGAAAGAGAUCAGCGGCAGGCCGAAAAUCUAUGGAGCAGUGGAUGGAGUCGGGCUCUGGUGGUGCCAUAAAUGCGGGCGGGGCUGGCGGGGCUAUGAUCGAAACCAAACAGCGGAAGAAGUUUAGAUUUACGCCGCGUCCUAAAGACGGUUAUUUUUAUAAGAUGGAGGACCAGGAUGACAAUGAUAGCGAUGUGCAUUCUUACAUGGAGAGGCCAAAUGGCACGGCUGCUGCUUUAAAUAGCGCAGGCGCAACAGCGGCAGCAGUGUCAGUAUUGACUAAAGAUAGAGCUCGCCAAAGCAUGACUCAACUGGACAGCUCUCAGCCAACCCUUGCCUUACCGCCUCAUGCCAUUGUCAACUCAAUCACACCUCUCUUUAUGCGAGAGGCUACACCAUCGUCCUUUGGAGAAUCUUCCUCGCGGACAUAUUCUGUGUCUUCAAGCUAUUCAAGUGUUGAAAAUUCAUCCACGAUCCGGAAGUAUUGGGAGGCGUCCAUAGCUGCACGUGCAGAGCAUACAGCUCAUUCGGUUCACCACAAUACUUCCUCACGAUCACGGGAAGCUGUAGAAGGGAACUAUGAUGAAGGAUCAAUAUUCGGUGAUGGCAACAGUAUCAACAGCAGCGGUCAAGAUUCCGAAUCUAGAAUGGCGGAUAUUUUGACGUUGAGAUCAGUAGGAAGUGGAAGCGGCAGUUUCGCAGAGACGACAGGCACAGCAACUUCGUCACGAUAUCGAUACAGGAAUCGAAGGAAUACACUUCAUUCUUUGGGGGCAGCAUCGUCGUUCUGGCAACAGAGCAGUCCAGCUACAACACUUUCUAGCAUCCCAGAUAGUCUUAUGAUCACCGAGGAGGAAUUCCUAGAGCGAUUGCACUUGCAUCAAAUGCAAAUGCAGAUGCAAGAGCAAGGAUAUUAUGACCAUCACUAUCAUCAAGAGUAUUCCGGUCGAUACUCUUCACGAAUGACAAUCAGCCGCUCCAACUCUAUUCCGUCGUUGACAUCCAGUAACGAUCCAUUCAAAACUUUUGAUUCAAAUGAGGUUCUACCAGAUGUGGAUCCAUUCUCGGAUAACCGUGCUGACUCGCGUGCCUCUAUGAGAGCAGAUAUGCACUGAUAGAACCGCUCUUUUUUAUUUUAUUUUACUUUAUUUUUUGUAAACAGUUGC